Closterium sp. Naga37s-1 is the source of this 3081-nucleotide messenger RNA. NCBI's taxonomy places the organism in Eukaryota, Viridiplantae, Streptophyta, Zygnematophyceae, Desmidiales, Closteriaceae. The record is from the annotation of a GenBank genome assembly.
AUGGACCGGUUGGACCAACUGGCCGUUGGUCCGAUGGACCGGUUGGACCAACUGGCCUGUUGGUCCGAUGGACCGGUUGGACCAACUGGCCUGUUGGUCCGAUGGACCGGUUGGACCAACUGGCCUGUUGGUCCGAUGGACCGGUUUGGACCAACUGGCCUGUUGGUCGAUGGACCGGUUGGACCAAUGGCCUGUUGGUCCGAUGGACGGUUGGACCAACUGGCCUGUUGUGGUCCGAUGGACCGGUUGGACCCAACUGGCCUGUUGGUCCGAUGGACCGGUUGGACCAACUGGCCUGUUGGUCGAUGGACCGUUGGACCAACUGGCCUGUUGGUCCGAUGGACCGGUUGGACCAACUGGCCCUGUUGGUCCGAGGGACCGGUUGGACCAACUGGCCUGUUGGUCGAUGGACCGGUAUGGACCAACUGGCCUGUUGGUCCGAUGGACCGGUUGGACCAACUGGCUGUUGGUCCGAAUGGACCGGAUGGACCAACUGGCCUGUUGGUCCGCUGGACCGGUUGGACCAACUGGCAUGUUGGUCCGAUGGACCGUAUGGACCAACUGGCCUGUUGGUCCGAUGGACCGGUUGGACCAACUGGCCUGUUGGUCCGAUGGACCGGUUGGAUCAACUGGCCUGUUGGUCCGAUGGACCGGUUGGACCAACUGGCCUGUUGGUCCGAUGGACCGGUUGGAUCAACUGUCCUGUUGGUCCGAUGGACCGGUUGGACCAACUGGCCUGUUGGUCCGAUGGACCGGUUGGACCAACUGGCCUGUUGGUCCGAUGGACCGGUGGACCAACUGGCCUGUUGGUCCGAUGGACCGGUUGGACCAAACUGGCCUGUUGGUCCGAUGGACCGGUUUGGACCAACUGGCCUGUUGGUCCGAUGGACCGGUUGGACCAACUGGCCUGUUGGUCCGAUGGACCGGUUGGAUCCAACUGGCCUGUUGGUCCGAUGGGACCGGUUGGACCAACUGGCCCUGUUGGUCCGAUGGACCGGUUGGACCAACUGGCCUGUUGGUCCGAUGGACCGGUUGGACCAACUGGCCUGUUGGUCGAUGGACCGGUUGGACCAACUGGCCUGUUGGUCCGAUGGACCGGUUGGACCAACUGGCCUGUUGGUCCGAUGGACCGGUUGGACCAACUGGCCUGUUGGUCAAAUGGACCGGUUGGACCAACUGGCCUCUUGGUCCGAUGGACGGUUGGACCAACUGGCCUGUUGGUCCGAUGGACCGGUUGGACCAAAUGGCCUGUUGGUCCGAUGGACCGGUUGGACCAACUGGCCUGUUGGUCCGAUGGGACCGGUUGGACCAACUGGCCUGUUGGUCCGAUGGACCGGUUGGACCAACUGGCCUGUUGGUCCGAUGGACCGGUUGGACCAACUGGCCUGUUGGUCCGAUGGACCGGUUGGACCAACUGGCCUGUUGGUCCGAUGGACCGGUUGGACCAACUGGCCUGUUGGUCCGAUGGACCGGUUGGACCAACUGGCCUGUUGGUCCGAUGGACCGGUUGGACCAACUGGCCUGUUGGUCCGAUGGACGGAUUGGACCAACUGGCCUGUUGGUCCGAUGGACCGGUUGGACCAACUGGCCUGUUGGUCCGAUGGACCGGUUGGACCAAACUGGCCUGUUGGUCCGAUGGACCGGUUGGACCAACAGGCCUGUUGGUCCGAUGGACCGGUUGGACCAACUGGCCAUGUUGGUCCGAUGGACCGGUUGGAUCCAACUGGCCUGUUGGUCCGAUGGACCGGUUGGACCAACUGGCCUGUUGGUCCGAUGGACCGGUUGGAUCAACUGUCCUUUUGGUCCGAUGGACGGUUGGAUCAACUGUCCUGUUGGUCCGAAUGGACCGGUUGGAUCAACUGUCCUGUUGGUCAGAUGGACCGGUUGGACCAACAGGCCUGUUGGUCCGAUGGACCGGUAGACCAACUGGCAUGUUGGUCAAUGGACCGGACCGGUGGACCAACUGGCCUGUUGGUCCGAAUGGACCGGUUGGACCAACUGGCCUCGUUGGUCCGAUGGACCGGUUGGACCAACUGGCCUGUUGGUCCGAUGGACCGGUUGGACCAACUGGCCUUUGGUCCGAUGGACCGGUUUGGACCAACUGAUGGACCGGUUGGACCAACUGGCCUGUUGGUCCGAUGGACCGGUUGGACCAACUGGCCUGUUGGUCCGAUGGACCGGUUGGACCAACUGGCCUGUUGGUCCGAUGGACCGGUUGGACCAACUGGCCUGUUGGUCCGAUGGACCGGUUGGACCAACUGGCCCUGUUGGUCCGAUGGACCGGUUGACCAACUGGCCUGUUGGUCCGAUGGACCGGUGGACCAACUGGCCUGUUGGUCCGAUGGACCGGGUUGGACCAACUGGCCUGUUGGUCCGAUGGACCGGUUGGACCAACUGGCCUGUUGGUCCGAUGGACGGUUGGACCAACUGGCCUGUUGGUCCGAUGGACCGGUUGGACCAACUGGCCUGUUGGUCCGAUGGACCGGUUGGACCAACUGGCCUGUUGGUCCGAUGGACCGGUUGGACAACUGGCCUGUUGGUCCCGAUGGACCGGUUGGAUCAACUGUCCUGUUGGUCCGAUGGACCGGUUGGACCAACUGGCCUGUUGGUCCGAUGGACCGGUUGGACCAACUGGCCUGUUGGUCCGAUGGACCGGUUGGACCAACUGGCCUGUUUGGUCCGAUGGACCGGUUGGACCAACUGGCCUGUUGGUCCGAUGGACCGGUUGGACCAACUGGCCGUGUUGGUCCGAUGGACCGGUUGGACCAACUGGCCUGUUGGUCCGAUGGACCGGUUGGACCAACAUGGCCUGUUGGUCCGAUGGACCGGUUGGACCAACUGGCCUGUUGGUCCGAAUGGACCGGUUGGACAACUGGCCUGUUGGUCCGAUGGACCGGUUGGACCAACUGGCCUUUGGUCCAUGGACCGGUUGGACCAACUGGCCUGUUGGUCCAGAUGGACCGGUUGGACCAACUGGCCUGUUGGUCCGAUGGACCGGUUGGACCAACUGGCCUGUUGGUCCGAUGGACCGGUUUGGACCAACUAGGCCUGUUGGUCCGAUGGACCGGUUGGACCAACUAG